AUGAGUUUAGCCAACUCAAGCACUAACAAAGCUGACUCCUCCCGAGACAACCCUGAUUCACCACCUGUUUUCCCGGCUGUUGGUUCGUGUGCUCAGGGGUUUGCUCUCCUGAAUUACGAAGGAACCGAAGCGGAGUCGCCGUAUUUCGAGCAACCAGUUCAGAACGUGACGGUACAGGUGGGACGCAACGCCAAACUCACCUGUAUUGUUGAGAACCUUGGCAACUAUAAGGUAGCCUGGGGUUACAAAGGUACCGGUGCUGUUCUGACGGUUUCCACACAAGUCAUCACCAACAACCCCCGCAUCUCCAUUCAGCGGGAGCAGCGCUCCACCUGGGUGUUGACCAUCGCCAACGUGACCAGGCAGGACCAGGGCCACUACCGGUGCCAGGUCAACACUUCCCCGCCCAGGUCCAUCGCCGGGUUCCUUGCUGUCGUAGAGCCGCCCGUGUUGGACGGGGGGGACGAGGAGGUGACGGUAAACAGAGGAGGUUCCGUCAACCUAACCUGCCGCGCCCACGGCACUCCAACGCCGACAGUCAGGUGGAUCAGGGAGGACUACAACAGCAUCAGGAUCAGCGAGGCUCACUUCGUGUCUGACUAUGUGGGCAGCUCACUAUUACUACAGAAGGUGACCCAGCGUAGUGCAGGUGGCUACCUCUGCAUUGCUACCAACGGUCACCCACCAUCCAUCAGUAAGAAAAUUAUUGUCAAUGUCAACUACGUGCCGGAAGUCAGGGGGCCCAAGCCAACUACGUGGGCUCUCUUGGGUACCAGUGUCAGCCUCACCUGCCUCUUCGCUGCUCAUCCCACCCCACGGGUCGUCUGGAUGAGGGAAAACUCAUUGGGGUCACAGAUGCUUAAUGAUGAGUAUUUUACCGUCACUCCUCAGGAAGGUCAUCCGCCUUACACACACAACAUGACGCUCAGCAUGAGGAACUUAGUUCCGUCAGACUUCGGAAUUUACACCUGCAUCGUCAAGAACUUCCUGGGGGAGACACAAGCUACCACCACUCUGAGAGAGGUGGUGACGACCCUGCCAUCCACCACCACCACUACUGCUACCACCACCGCCAAGACCACCACCACCACCACAGUGCCGCCACCACCGCCACUAGUCUACGGUGACUACGAUGACAACGCCAAGAAUUUAACAGCGCCGUUAGUGGUAAACACCUCGCCAAACAUAUCCAAUGUGGUAGGAGCACCACUGGGUCAUCAAGCCAUCGAGACAGUCCUCAAGGACAAAUUGAAUGACCUGAAGAGAAUGGAUGAGAGAUUAAGUGAUCUUGAAGCCCUUGAUGCCCUGUAUCUCCUCACAAGGUUAUGGAGGAAGCAGUACUUGCGGCUCCCGCACCAUUCUCAUGGUGUUGAGUCAACAGCUGUUACUCGGUCAUCUGUUCCUCUAAAUUUGGCUCUGUGUAAAGAAAGACAACAACAGCUCGGUGGAACAAAUACACAGAUUCUUCAUCGGAAUUUCUCAGAUCGCUUUAACACGAAAUAUAUUGAAGCAGAUAAAAUUUAUGUCGAGAAAAAUAUUCAUUGUCCUAAUCUGGCAGAGGACAAACUCGCCGAAUACGAGGAAUUCACGAGGGCCAAGCUAGACGAGAUCAAGCUAGACGAGACCAAGCUAUACGAGACCAAGCUAGACGAGAUCAAGCUAGAAGAGAUCAAGCUAGACGAGAUCAAGCUAGACGAGAUUCAAGCUAGACGAGACCAAGCUAGACGAGACCAAGCUAGAUGA
Molecule: messenger RNA, 1743 nt
Organism: Cherax quadricarinatus
Lineage: Eukaryota; Metazoa; Arthropoda; Malacostraca; Decapoda; Parastacidae
Source: RefSeq, a predicted model, not a curated record